AUGGAGUUAGAACACUUUGGUGUACUCCAUCGCUGUCUUCCAAUGUGCAACGAACGCAACGCAGAAGGGGGACCAGACCCAGCAGCAGACUCGAAAAGUCGCCGUAUACUCGUACAUUCUAUCAGCGAACCCCUGCUCAACUCGGUGUACAAAAAUUACACGAUAAAAGCACCACACGUCUUCGUUGAUUACAUUUGUGUCACCGCCAAUACUGGCAGUCAUGGAAAAUUCUGUGGCGCACAGCAGAACCUCACCAGCUUUAAGUCAACGGGCUCGUCUGAUACAUCGCUACAAGCUUUGGAGGUGAUUUGCCAACACUUGGUCGAUGUCGGUGAGAACAUCCCAGACAGGUAUCUGAAAUGUGCCUUACUCUAUAUUCUCGACAACAACUACAAAUCACUCCGUGCGGACAUAUUCAAUCACAAUCUGGAUGUCCUCACGAUCGGCGAGGUCUAUAAAAAGGUGCUCAAGUUUGCAGGUAAAACCCAACUCGAUUCUUCGACGCCAGCAUCUGGUCUAAUGGUUAUCAAACCCCCUGCUGAACGCAUGUCAAAUCCACAAACAAGGAUGCCAGUAAUGGUCACCAGAAUACUUCCACUCAACGACGCAAACGUCCCAACUGUCCUCUCUGUGGCAAGGCAGAACACAGCAUCUUCGGGUGCCCUGAUUCAACCUGCCGUCGUUGCGGUUCAACUGACCAUAAGGGAAAUGAAUAUCCUAUCGACCGUUCUACACUAUCAUGCUCCAAAUGCGACAAAGGGGGCCACAAUGAUACAGCAUGCGUGUCUAAGUGAAGCCACGGGGUUCCUCGAGGCGACAUCAGCACCAGGUACGAUAUGA
Molecule: messenger RNA, 840 nt
Organism: Sphaeroforma arctica JP610
Lineage: Eukaryota; Ichthyosporea; Ichthyophonida
Exons: 1
Coding region: 1-840 (279 amino acids)
Source: RefSeq, a predicted model, not a curated record